UUCCCCUAAUUCCACACUACAAAAACCAAUUGCUACCCACUCUUCUCCAUUGCAAUAUUGUUCAAGAAAUUAACUUCUUUCUCUUUAGCUCUCUCUUUCUUUGCAUUUUCCUCUUCAAAAUUUUGUACACAAAAUGCUAGGUAAGAAGUUUGGUUCAAUGAAGAAUUUAGCCAAGAAGGCUAAGCUUAUUAGAACAAAUAGUAGUACGACUAUUCACCAUGAUCAAUCACAACAUCUUGAAUAUUUGCUUGUGAAGGAUCAUGAUCAUGAUGAUCAAGAUCAUCAAGGGGCUAGUCCAACAAGUGCUAAAUCCUCAAAAAAGAUGGGAACAUUUGCAGUGUAUGUAGGGGAAGAACGCGAACGAUUCGCGGUGCCAACGAGCUAUCUUUCACAUCCAUUGUUCAAGAUUUUGUUGGAGAAGACACAAAAUGAGUUUGGUUUUGAGCAAACAAACGGACUUGUGGUUCCAUGCAGUAUUGCUGCAUUUCAAGAAGUGGUCAUUGCUGUGGAGUGUUGCAAUGGGAAGUUUGAUUUUGGUGACUUGGUAGAGGAAUUUCUAUAAUUAGGUCGAUAUUUUCCAAGGUCAUGUCUAACCUUGAUCCAAAAGAAUCAGAUUAGUGGGGACGAAUAUUGUUAAUUACUUUUGUACCACUUCUUUAGUGUGAGGAUACAACAACAAUUACAACGUCUUAAUCCCAAACAAGUUGGAAUCAACUACUUUUCUAGUGUGAGGAUAGCGUUUGGAGAAAUAGAUUCAAGAAUCAUAUCUUGAGGAGGUAACUACAUUUUUAGACUUAGUUUUUUAUUUGGUACCAAAGAGCUAGUGUAACCUUCCUUUUUCGCUUUCCCAUGAGGUAGACUUGGAGAGGAGAAAGCAGAUGAGAGAAGUAAUCUUGUUGUUUAUUUUCUUUUUAAAUUAGUGUCAAUUAGUUAAAUUGUAAAUUUGUAGUGACAAGAGAACUGAAAGA
Lycium barbarum (goji berry) is the source of this 968-nucleotide messenger RNA. Its product is annotated as protein SMALL AUXIN UP-REGULATED RNA 54-like. Bases 134 to 562 code for a protein of 142 amino acids. The record is from RefSeq and is a predicted model, not a curated record. Gene Ontology annotation, biological process: response to auxin. Lineage: Eukaryota; Viridiplantae; Streptophyta; Magnoliopsida; Solanales; Solanaceae. The transcript has a single exon.